Messenger RNA from Harpegnathos saltator (Jerdon's jumping ant), 3378 nucleotides. RefSeq names its product real-time (gene retm). The transcript has 16 exons. Lineage: Eukaryota; Metazoa; Arthropoda; Insecta; Hymenoptera; Formicidae. Bases 189 to 2270 code for a protein of 693 amino acids. The record is from RefSeq and is a predicted model, not a curated record. Gene Ontology annotation, cellular component: cytoplasm.
UCUAUCUAGUCGUCACUGAACAGUGACAGUGCUUUCUAUACUUUAAUUGAAGAAAAGUCGCGAGUUCCGUCUGCCAAUUGAUUAGUUGUGAUGUUUGCAGUGUAUAUAUCGUGAUCGAAUUACCAUAGCCUACAAGCGUAAUCAGUGCGUAUCUAAUAUACUAAAUCGUGUAAAAAGGAUCGACAGACAUGGUUCAACAAUACCAAUCGCCCGUUCGAGUUUAUAAGCAUCCUUUUGCUCUUGUCAUGAUGGCAUAUGAGCGUAGAUUUCCAACAUGUCCACAGAUACCAGUUUUUAUUGGAUGUGAAGUUAUGUUAGAUGAGGAGAGUAAGGAUGGUGCAGUUAGAACUACAGAAAGACGGUGUAAAUUAAAUGUCGAAGCACCUUAUAUCUUAAAGAAGAUAAUUGGUGUAGAUUUUGUAUAUUUUAUUCAAAGAAACAUUUUAGAUAGACGCAAUAAUGUUUUAGAAAUAGAAGCAUACAAUGAAAGCUUUUCCUCUAGAGUCACUGUUAUUGAGAAAUGUAGAUAUUUUAUUCAUCCUGAAAAUCCAGACUGGACUUGCUUUGAACAAACAGCAAGUUUAGAUAUCAGAAAUUUCUUUGGUUUCGAAAACUCAAUGGAAAAAUUGGCAAUGAAGCAAUAUGCUCAAAACAUUGCUAAAGGUAAGGAAAUUAUUGAAUUCUUCAUAAAUCAGUUAAAGGAAGAAGGCAUUACUUAUGUCUCUCCAUGGAAAGAUUCACAAGAGAAAUCACCUGAGGAAGAAAAGAAAAAUAUGGAUGAAAAUAAUGAAUUAUAUAGUGACAAAGAAUUAUGUAAUGUCGACAGUAAACUGCCCAGCAAUAGAGAGAUGCAACUGUCUUCAGAUUACAUAGAGAGAUAUCUAGGUAAACUAGACAUGUUACAGGAAAGCAAACUAGUCCAACUCAGACAUAGCAUAGAGGAGUUAAGGGGAAGUUCAGUACCAGGUUAUGCAACUCUCCUACGGUUUCUGCGUGCCGCAGAAUUUUCAGUCGAAAAAGCUAGAGAAAUGUUGACACAUUCCUUACAUUGGAGGAAAAAGCAUCAGAUUGAUAAACUCCUGGAUGAGUAUGAAAUGCCACAAGUGACUAAGGACUACUUUCCUGGUGGCUGGCAUCAUUUUGACAAAGAUGGACGACCCUUAUAUAUCUUAAGGCUCGGUCAAAUGGAUGUUAAAGGUCUACUCAAAUCGAUUGGGGAGGAUGAAUUAUUAUUACUGGCUCUACAUAUCUGUGAAGAAGGUUUGCAUUUGAUGGAGGAAGCCACUACUGUUUGGGGGCAUCCAGUUUCACAAUGGACUCUGUUAAUAGACUUGGAAGGUUUAAAUAUGCGACAUUUAUGGAGACCCGGAAUAAAAGCAUUAUUGAGAAUAAUCGAAAUUGUUGAAGCGAAUUAUCCAGAAACAAUGGGAAGGGUUUUGAUUAUACGUGCGCCUAGGUGUUUUCCUAUUUUGUGGACACUUAUCAGCACUUUUAUUAACGAGAACACCAGGAAAAAGUUCAUUUUCUAUUGUGGUACAGACUAUCAAGAACAGGGGUCUGGAGGUCUCAGUGAAUAUAUCAAUCAAGAAUUUGUUCCUGAUUUUCUCGGUGGUUCCUCAGAGGAAAUGAAUAUAUGCGAAGUCUAUAGUAUGGUACCUCGAAGAUUUUACAUUUUCGACGCAACCGUGAACAGCACAUACAUAAUGGAUGGAGGAGUAGUGCCGAAGAAUUUAUACAGACUAGACUUGGAGGGUACCACUGGUGAACACGAGCACAGUUUAUAUCAUUCCAUUAGCUUAAGCCGUGGCCAAACUCAUCACGUGUUCAUUGAAUCUGAUGAUCCAGGCGCAGUAUUGACAUGGGACUUUGACGUGAUGCGUCAUAAUGUUGUCUUCACGGUGCUUCACAAAUCGAGAAAUAGUGGAAAUGGUGCAAUAGCAGAAGUUUCAGAGCUUGCAGUAGGUGGUGAUCAUGAUAUAGUGAUUGCAAAGGAGCUAAAAGAUAAUUUUGUUAAAGUUGAAUCCAGUGUAGUUUGUCACGAUGGGGAGAGUAUUCAAGGAACUCAUAUCAUGCAAGAUGCAGGUACCUACGUAUUACAAUGGCAAAAUCAAGAAGACCAAACUGAAUUUCUUCCUUCUAUUAGUUCUCAUAAGGCUCAACUUAUGUAUUUUUACGAGACAUUGCCAUCUGCGCAUUAUAGGGGUUCGAUGAUGAGCCUACAAUCUGCAAUAAGCGGACGAUCAGAGGCUAGUUCGUCCUUAUCCAGAUGAAAAAUGAUGGAUGUGAACGUGGAAAUGCAGGAAACAUGAGUGUGAUUCAUUAACAUUUAAAAAAAUAUAUGCUAUGAAAGCAUAAAUCUCAUAAUAAUAUUUAAAGCGACUAAAGUGCGAUUCAAAUUUUAAUCAUUUUGAUAUUUUAUCUUUCUUUGACAUGGAAACUUCCAUACACAUCACCAAGUCUAAACUGCUGCAGGAAUUCAAUUCUCAAGCCUAAAAUACUCACCUCAGUAAUUGCAUAGCCAAUGUUAUCAUAUAAUUGUUAAACAAUGAUACAGUGUAUAAUAAUGUUGUCUGUUUAAACAUUAUUUUCAUAUAUAAACUAGAUCUCAAAAUGAAAUCCUAUACAUUUGAUAAAUUAUAUUGCAAUAUAAGAAACAGGAAUAUCUUGCAACAAGAGCACGUUGUAAUUUCCAGCUCUAAAGCGAAUAGUACUGCAAAGUAUGCAACUGCAGUUAAUGUAUAUUAAUUUAUAUACACAUACAUAUAUAUAUAUAUUUAUAUAAAAAAAUUCAAAUAACGAAAAAAUGUUCUUCCUUUGUGAAAUUACAUUUUACUCGUAUCUUGUCUUAUGAUACAAGAUGAAUAUGUGUAAACGAAUUUUUGUAGAAUUAUAACAAAACAUUCCAUUCCAUCAUUGAUCAAUAGAACACACUGUGCCACAUUUAGAAUAUUUUUCGCAUACUUCCACGAAUCUUUUAAUGUAGCAUGCAAAAGAAUUAGCAAGUUACAUUAGAAUCUCAGAACAAAUAAUAGCUUAAAAUAUAUAGAUUAAGUUUAAACGUUGUGAUGACGCUUUCAAGCUUAGGGAAAAUAGCUGCCUAAAAAUUAAUAAACACAUGUAAUAUGUUUAAAAAUUUGUGUGCCAAAGUGUUUAAAUUAACGAAAAAUACUUUUAGUACAACUGGAGAAACGAAUUAUAAAUGAAAAUAAGAGAAAAUUAAUUUUGAGAUAACAAUAUACUGUUACAGAAUACAAUUUAUGAUCAUUAAAUAUGAAUGACUGUUUUGACAAGAAAAUAAUACUUCAAUGUGUUAUUGUUAAUUUUCAGGUAGCUUAAAAGAUUAUAUCAAUAAGCAUAAUAUUUACAUAAAUUAUUUAA